This is a messenger RNA of Apis laboriosa (Himalayan honeybee), 3417 nucleotides long. It is a transcript of the gene dlp, whose product is annotated as glypican-4. The transcript has 8 exons. The record is from RefSeq and is a predicted model, not a curated record. Gene Ontology annotation, biological process: regulation of protein localization to membrane; regulation of signal transduction; cell migration. Gene Ontology annotation, cellular component: cell surface; synapse; extracellular region. Bases 206 to 2062 code for a protein of 618 amino acids. Lineage: Eukaryota; Metazoa; Arthropoda; Insecta; Hymenoptera; Apidae.
UUUUCGGCAUUUCUUUCGAAUUAUAAUUUUUUAAUUACCGAAAUCAUCGUGGCGCUAUCCGCCUGGAAUUGUCUAACGUGCUUGCCAAACCGAGUCACGAUUACGAAGUCAUUUAUUCGCGAAUGUACAAACGUGAGUGUUAUAUCCCGCGUAUUUGUCGCGUCAGUUCGUGAGUGUAUCGCGAGUGUUCGCCACGGGAAUAAUUAUGAGUGCUAUGCUACCGAUAUUAUGUGUUAUCCUGAUCCUUAGCGUCACGACGACUACGGUGCGCGCCGGAUUGAAAUGUGACGCUGUCAGAUCGUACUUCGAGUCGCAAGGUUUUCCGGCCACUGACAUUCCCAAGGAGGCAAUUUCAUCAAAGGAGCUGAAAGUAUGCGGGAGCGUGAGAAGCGGCGGCGAGGUGUGCUGUUCCGCGGACAUGGAGGUGAGAUUGCAGGCGAGGGCACGUGACAAACAUGAGAAAGCCACCAAAGAAACUCUUCAACGGUUGCACCAAGUCCUGUCCACGAGAGGGUCCAGGUUCCACAGCUUCUUCAAGGAUCUCUUCGCAAAUAGCAAGAGGGUCUUUCACGAGAUGUUUAAGAAGACUUACGGUACCCUCUACGAGCAGAACGCGUACGUGUUCACGGACUUAUUCAAGGAAUUGGAGAAUUAUUACGCGAAGGGAACGGUCGAUCUCGACGACACCAUGGACAAUUUCUUCAACACCCUUUAUCAAAAAAUGUUCACCGUGUUGAACAGUCAAUACAAUUUCGACAAUAAGUACAUGGAAUGCGUGGGGGAGCACAUGAAAGAAAUCAGACCGUUCGGCGACGCGCCGCAAAAACUCGGGGUGCAGAUCAAGAGAUCGUUCGUUGCCACGAGGGCUUUCAGCCAGGCGUUGACCGUAGCUGCCGACGUCUUGAAGAACAUGCAAUCGUUGAAGCCAUCGGCGGAGUGCGCAGCUGCGCUCACGAGGAUGACCGUCUGUCCUUCGUGCAGCGGGAUCGCCGGCAACGUGUUGGCGUGCGGCGACAUGUGUGCCAACGUGAUGAAGGGUUGCCUUGCCCAGCACGCGGCUCUGGACACUGAAUGGAAUCACUUCGUCGAGGCCGUGGACAAAGUGGCGGACCGGCUGUUGGGCCCCUUCAACAUCGAGAUGCUGGUACGACCGCUCAACUUGAAAAUCUCGGAGGCGAUCAUGAACUUCCAAGAGAACAGUAACGACGUCUCGCAAAGGGUGUUCACCGGCUGUGGCCGGCCCGUGUUGGGAAGGCGCAGACGUCGGGACAAUCGAGAAUUGGAACUGGAAUCGUUGAAUUUCGAUCAGGACACGUUGACGGACGAUCGAGUCUCGGCUGCGGCUAUCCUCGACAAAUUGGUGAAGGAGACGCGGCAGAGAGUGAGAGAUUCGAGGCAAUUUUGGGUUUACCUACCUUACAAGAUUUGCAACGACGGCCUCGUCGUGCCUCCUAGCAACACCAAAGAAUGCUGGAACGGCACGCACGUCGACAAAUAUAUUUACCCGGUUUCGUCUAAUGGCGAGGAUCAGAAAUUGAAUCCAGAAGUGCUUAGCGCGGGAACGAGACCGACAAUCGUCAGGGACCAGGUCUUCGCGUUGACCACCAUCACGAAUAGACUGAAAUCCGCGUACAACGGGCAGGACGUUGAUUGGAUAGAUACGGAGGACACGGAGUGGAACGGUUCCGGAAGCGGAUCCGGGGACAGCACGGACCAAGAUCCGAUCACGGACGACGAGGACGGUUUCAAGGAGGGUUCCGGUUACGAGCCAAAGUAUUCGCCCUCAGAGACCCCCAAACCCCCGGCCGUUCAUCCGGAAGUGGUGCCUCCGAGGGUGGAAGUGGACCAGAAGACUCCCAGUGUCAUCUCCAAUAACAACAACAGCAAUAACAAUAACGACAACAGCAACAACAGCAGCAACAACAACAACAACAACAACGGCACGUCCAGCGUGGAUAGCGGGGCGAGCAGGCAGAAGAUAUCCCUGUCACGUGCUCUGACGACGUACCUCGUGCCCAUAGUGGUGAUGUGGUUCGGUGGCUGCCUCACCGAGUGGCUGUGAUCGUGUUGUUCCCGGAACGGAAGAAGAAUCGUGCAAGGGACGGAUGUAAAUAGAUUAUUCCUUUGAAAGAAAAGAAAAAAGAGAGAAAAAGAAAAAAAAAAAAAGAACUGUACCAGCUCCCCUUCCCCCUCGAUUGGCGCAGGAAAAAUGGCGGCCAGUCGAGAGGACGAGAUGAAGGAAGAGACGAAGGCGAGAACGUCGCUUUUUUCAAAAAUGCGCGUUUUUUUUCCUUUCUUUCUUUCUUUCUUUCUUUCUUUCUUUCUUUCUUUCUUUUUCCCCUUCCUCCUCCCUCCCCUUUUUUGACGGAAAAAUACGCAUCCCUCUCUCGUUUCGGACGGAGGAAAUGGCAAUGGGAUUUCGUAUCGAUUCGAUCAUCUCGCUGCCAUCGAGUGGAUGAGGAGGAGAUUGGAGAUUUCGUUGAAAAGAAAAAAGAAAGAAGAAGAAAAAGGAGAGGGAUAUCGAGCUGGGAUAUCGAUUAUCCGGAGACUUUUCACGGAUUGACGAGCGUGCCUUCAUCGACGAGUGGCAUGAUCGGCUCGAGGAGGGUUGUUAGGGUUACUUUUUUUUUUUUUUUUUCUUUUUUUUUCCCCCCCCUUUUGGAGUUCCUACGUUUUCUUGCGCCACUGUUCGAGAGGGAGAACUCGCGGAGAAAGAAAGAUUAAGAUUCGAUUUCGUUUUUAAAAAGAUUUAGUUGGCGUAAUCUCGUAAUUCUCUUGCCUCUUCGACGAAGAUUCUAUUUUUCCUAGAUUUCUUUUUACGCGAGGCAAGAAGUAAGCAAGAAGUUAAGCGUCUCCUUCUCGAAAUUCGGUGGAAAAAUUUGAGACGCAGUGGCGUAGGAUGAACCGGGGGCUGAACCGAAUGGCCUUGAACUUGGUUUAAAGGAGAAAAACAUAUAGGAGAAACGAAAAGGACUGAUUAUCGAGCGUCGUAUUUCUCUUCUCCAGCUGCUCUGUCCUGGAACGGUAUGAAAGAUUCGUAGCACGAAGGGAGAAAGAAUCGAUAAGAAUGCUAGAUUUCGAUGACAAACGAGACAUUAAAACGUUUGUGUUUUUUAAGUAGUAAGGAAAGAGGAAUGGAGAAAAAGAUGGACUUGUUAUUCACCCGAGGAGAAUAAUAUCGAUAUUAUUUUUUAACUCGAGAACCGUCUCUUGUUGAUCAGUGUUGUUUGAGGAGUUGUGAAUGGUGAAUAAAGAUUUUUGUGGUGAAUGAAAGAAUAUUAUGAUAUUGGGACGAUGAGUGACGUGUGAUAAAAAUUCGUUUAAAAAAAAAAAAAAAGAAAUAAUAUUCGAUAAUAAUAUCGAUACACUUGCAAUUCUUGAUAUUCUUCAAUUGCUAGGUAAAGAUCGACGAAAAGA